Molecule: messenger RNA, 5256 nt
Organism: Plasmodium inui San Antonio 1
Lineage: Eukaryota; Apicomplexa; Aconoidasida; Haemosporida; Plasmodiidae
Exons: 2
Coding region: 1-5256 (1751 amino acids)
Source: RefSeq, a predicted model, not a curated record
AUGGAUCAGUGGUGUCAUUCCCUGUCAUAUGACGUCAUUCGGCAAUGGCUGCGGAUGAGCAGCAGCUAUAACGUGUCGGUGAGCAAGUAUCACAGGGCGCUGAAGUGUCGAGAGGGGAGAAUGGGCCAUACAGCAGCAGAGGGAGCAACUGCGGGAGGGGCAACUCAGGACAGCGGAUCGAAGGAAACAGGGAAAAUCAUGGGGCAGACCGCGGCGAAAACCACCACGUACAGCCUCUUUGACAUGAACGUGCUAACCCUGUACGACGAGUUGCUGGACGUGUUCCACUACAACCACUUCGUAAUAAAAAAUUGUAAAUUCACCUUUUUGAAGAUCAGCAAGAAUACCUACCAAGGGUGCGUGUUCGUGUGGUUCUUGCGGAGUGAGGCUCAAAUGACUGCACCGAUGAAUUUGAGCGAAAAUAAAGGAAUCGAAAGGGAAGAAUUGAAUCGAUUCGUAAAGAAUCGAGGAGAAGGUGCCACUGAUAAAGGAGAUGCCACUAAGAAGGGAAGAAAUGACACUGGGGAACGCAAAAAUGACACCGGGAAAGGCAGCACCAUACAGAGCUUGAAGGUGAAAGGAAACAGAGUGUCUAAUGUGAAAGAGGUUCUCAAGGAUACAUUUGACGCCCUCAUCUUUUUCAUGAUUCACAGAUAUAACAUCAAACUGAGAAUAAAUCACUCCUACCGAGUCAAGGACACAUGUAGCUAUAUAAUUACAAAUGAAGAGGUAUACAAGUUUCUGAAGAAUGACAACUAUUUUAGAAUCGAUCUGAACAAACUACAUUACGACAUUAGGGACUACUCCUAUGUCUUCCGAAUGAACAUAACUCAGUUUGUCGAUUUUUUUAAGCACAUAAGGCAUAUCCACUCGUGUGCCUACUUGAUAUCUCUUCUCAUUAGGAUCAUCGCAGAUAGGAAUAAAAUUCAUAAAUACACAUCGCAGCUUUUUUUCUGCAAACGAAAUGAUGAGUGCAUAUGUAACUUGUACCUCAGUUUUGUGAAACAGGACCAGAAGAGCUUUCAUAAGAUCUUCUUUAACAGCAAGCUGGUAAGUAUGGAGAAUAUCAUUCCUUCUAAGGUCUCCCUAAUCGAGGAGAUGAAGAAGAAGAUGAUAAAAAUGCGCGAUUUGGCUUACCCGGACGAGCUUCUCAUAUGCUCCUUCGUCAAGUCAUUCUAUACGUUCAAGUUGGGGGUGGGAGCGCUGGACGAGGCGGACGAGGUGAGCCAGGCGAAUAAGUUGAAUAAGGCGAAUAAGCCAAACGAGACGAACUCAACAAGCGAUACCGUGGAUUCUGUCGAUUCGGUCGACAGCAACGACACGAUCGAAAGAGGUAGCACGAGCGAGACGAGCCACACCAUCAGCAGUAGUCAGAUCGACCGCAUGACUGAUCAUACCGACCGGACCUCUCAAACGAACAGCCUGCACGACGUCAGCGUCACCCUGAAGGUCCCGCCCUUCACGAGGAAAUCUCCACCAAGCCUACACACGGUAAGCGAAGGGGACCUCACACACAUUCACAUACUCAUAAGCGACAGCACAACGAGUGACCAAGAAAACAGUCAAAAAGGGGGAUCACCAAGACGUCUUUGUAGAGGAAUCCCCAUAGGAGGAGAAGAAAACUAUUUAAGUUCUUCUACGGGGAGCUGCACAGAAAAUGAAAUCGUAGAAAACGUCUCCAACUCGAUUCAUCACAACAAGGGGGGCAACAUAAAAAUGACAUCUAGAUACAGUGAUAGGGUGGCACACAUGGAUAACCAGAAUAGUGCCACUGAUCGGAGGAGUUACUUGCAUGGUCACAGUAGAAAGGCCAGGAGGCAUAACGUGAGCAACAGGGAAAGUUGCUCCUUCUUUAAGGUGCACAGUGAUGCGAGUGAAUUCAGUUAUAGCAACAGGAGCGAUGUUCCUUUUCUGGAAACCUUGAAGGGGGUGCCACAGUCGCAGUCACGUGGGCAGCCUCAAUCGCCUGGGCAGUCUCAGUCCUCUGGGCAGCCUCAAUCGCCUGGGCAGCCUCAAUCGCCUGGGCAGUCUCAGUCCUCUGGGCAGCCUCAAUCGCCUGGGCAGUCUCAGUCCUCUGGGCAGCCUCAAUCGUGUGGACAGUCUCAAUCGUGUGGACAGUCUCACUCGUGUGGAGAGUCGCAAUCGUGUGGACAGUCUCAAUCCUGUGGACAGUCUCAAUCGUGUGGACAGUCGCAAUCGCGUGGGCAGCUUCAAUGCAUAUCGCAGCAGUUGUCCAAGUCUCUGUCCAAGUCUCUAUUCAAAUCUCUUUCCAAGUCUCUGUCAAAGUCUCUCUCCCAGUCGCUGUCCCAGUCGAAAAUGAACCGAGCCGUGAACAACUUCCUGACGGCAAGGAAUGAACAACACUUUGGUAAGAGCAGGCGGACGAUCGAGGAAUCCAUUUUUGGGGUUCAGAAGAGGCAGCGAGUGGCCCCCCAAUAUGCUGCCGCAGACAGGAGCCACUGUUCUCUAGAUGAAAAGAAAAUCAUCGUGAUUGACCUAGAUGAGAUCACGUCCGAGGAGAGCUCGAACGAGGUGAUCAUGGAGGGGGAACAGCUCGUCGGGGGGCAAUUACCAGGGGGGCACUGCACCAACAAGCAGUCCACAAACGGACAGCCCACUAAUGAGCAGUCCACUAAUGAGCAGCGCAAGGGGGUAGACGACGGUGCGUCGACCACCCACACAGGAAUCCACCAGGGGAAGGGGCAACAAAUUGAAAAGGGAAUGGCGCCCAAAAGGAAGAACCAUGAAGAGGGAGUGACCCCCCAUUACGGCGCUAUGAAGAGGAGGAAGACAAAUGGGGUGUUCGUCCAGGAGGGCAAAGCGAGUGCAGAUGUAAGCGGCAGCACAGGAACUAGCAGCGGGGGGAGCGGUUCUGAUCAGGGUCCUGGUCAGGGUUCUCGUGGGAGUAUCCGUGACGGGAGCGACGCCACGGCCGCCUCUUCCAAGGACGUCAGUUGGCAGAAAAAGUUGCACGAAACGAUAAAGAACCUGUCCGAAUAUAUCCUCAGAAAGCCAAGCGUCAAACAGGAGCCAUACGAGGCAGACAACAAUAGGAGCAUGGGCAGGUGGACUAACAGGCGCUCUGAAGAAGAUGAGCCGACUGGACAGGACAUCGGGAGUGUUGGCGGAGAAGAUGGAGAACGAAGCGGGGACGACACGCGCGGUGAAGAUAUACGCGGUGAAGAUAUACGCGGUGAAGAUAUACGUGGUCAAGAUGGUCACGAGGACGACCCGAGCAGUCAAGAUAUACGCGGUAAAGAGAUAUGCGGUGAAGAUGGCCGCGAGAAGGACGUAAAAUGCGGCGGCGACAAAAACGAAGAGAAGCAAAAAGCGACCACCAAGUGUUACCUGUCGCUCCGCCCCCCAGCGGGGAAGAACAGAGUCUGUGAGUUCUGCACAGACGAAAGUGGCACUGAUGAGAAAGGGGGAUACGUUGAGGUGGGAAAACGGGGGCACAAGGUGGACACGGCGAUUGGAAGUGGCACGAAUGGAGGUGACACGAAUGGAGGUGACACGAAUGGAGGUGACACGAAUGGAGGUGACACGAAUAGAGGUGGCACGAAUGGAGGUGGCACGAAUGGAGGUGGCGUGAUUGGAAACACCUCGUCCAACGUGCAGGGGAAAGGUUCCCCCGGGGGAGGCCCUGCGCGACGGGCACCCCUUACACAAAGUAAGCCCAAGCGGAAUGUAGCGAGUGGAGGAGACUGUCCCAUCGAUGAGCCAGAAGAAACGCAAGGACGUCCCACCAAACCCUACGAAGAUAGAUACAUGAGCGGAAGAGACAACUCCAUGAGAGACAACCAAGAUGAUGAAAUUUUCACUGAAAAUGAAUUCCACACAGAAACGGAAAAAAAAGAAAUACAUAACAUCCACAUCAUAAAAAAAAUGAAGGAAAACUUCUGCUACUUAAAUAAGAACGACAAACUAAAUAUGCUUAAGACCCUUUGUAGUUACAGAACCUGUUUGAGGAAGAUUUUGCACUACGAGUCUAUGAAGCAGGAUUACUCGUUUGAGGUGGAGACCUGUGUGUUUUACCUAGAAAACAUAAGUUGCAGCGGGGUGGGAGGAAUGGGAAGCGCGAGUGUUCACGAGAAUAUUCACGGGGGUGCUCGCAGCAGAAGAGACAUACGCCGCAUUGACCGCGGAAUAGGCUAUACGAAGGAGACCUUACAGGGGCAGGACAAGAGGCAUCCCCCUUCACAAGUGAACCAUGAAGAAAGCAGCCCCCCCUAUCCUAUCUUCAGCACAGAGGAGCAAAACGGAAAGAAAGAAAAACUCAUGGAAAAAAUAAAUUACUAUGAAAAUAAAAUCGGAGCAUUAAAUCAGAUUAUCUGCACUUAUACGCACAUAAAUUCGGGGUACAUCGAUCAAAUAAAGAGCUACCUGGCCCUGACUGAGUGUAUUAAAAACUCCCAUUGCAACUUUUAUUAUGAUGAGUUCACUUCGGAGAACGAUCAGGCGGAGAUUCCCCUGGGGGAGGCCUCGCCAUCGAGUGCUGUAGUCAGCGGUGGGGUUAGCGGUACGGUUAGGGGCCAGCUUAGCGGUGCGAUCAGGGGUCCCAUUAGCGGUGAGGUAUGGAGCGGCGGGGUGGACUACUUAUACCAGGACGUGAUGAAUCAGAUGUACGGCGAUCUGAUUAACCAGAUGCAUAGAGCCGCCGCGAACCCAAUGCACAGUGUUACUGCUAGGCAAAGCGAAGAACCGGAGCAGACGAGGAAUCUCCCCGAAGAUACGCAGACGCUACCCGCGAAGCGCUUCUCUCACCAAGGGGGGCAGAACGGAAGGGAAAAAUUCCAGAAAAAGAAAAAUGGAGACGGACUUACCAGUUGUAGGUUCGAACCCAUGAUUCCAGGGAAAGGAACACCAAGUGAUCGCUACAACAAUUUGGAAAGACAAAAGAGAUGCAAGAGUAUCAUUAGAAGUCCUUUCUCUACUUAUGUACGGGAGGUUAACAGGCAAGACAAAAAUGAGAACGUUAUCCAUGAGAGCAACUUGGGGCUGCUUCAAGAAGAAGGUAAGGACAAUGGAAGGAGAGUCCGGCACGUUAAUUUCCAUUCCUACGAUAUUAACAAGAGUACGCUACCCUGGGAGAGUAACUGGAAGGAGGGAACCCUCGAGGGGGAAUACCCUGUGAACACAACUCUCCCCCCGAGUGGGUACCACCUACCCAAUGCCAGAUGGGACCACCGGACGAUGACGGGGGGUACGUCUUUUAACAGACCCGCUCAGAUGAAUCGAUACCCAUUUUACGACUAG